Syngnathus acus (greater pipefish) is the source of this 5483-nucleotide messenger RNA. RefSeq names its product G patch domain-containing protein 8. Lineage: Eukaryota; Metazoa; Chordata; Actinopteri; Syngnathiformes; Syngnathidae. The record is from RefSeq and is a predicted model, not a curated record. Bases 898 to 4713 code for a protein of 1271 amino acids. The transcript has 5 exons. Gene Ontology annotation, cellular component: nucleus.
CUUUAGUUUCAGCACUACGUGAGUGAACAGCUCCCCAACUACGCUGCUCCCGCUACGACUCAACGCCUCAUCUUAAAAACUUAAAACGCAUUAUUGAAUUCGUGUCAGAUUAAUAAAGCAAAUCCCAAACAAACCCACAACCAUACACCCCCUCCACACACACACACACACUCGAGUGGAAAGCAAUCCAUUCACACUGAGCGGAAUUUCAUCCAUACGCACAUGCUGACACAGAAUAGAUCAGGGGAAGCGAGAGAGAGAGAGCGAGAGAGAGAAGGCUGAGAGCAAGCGAGAGAGAGAGGAUGAGGAGACGAGAGAGAGUGUGUAUAUUUCUUCCGUGGGAAAGAAUUUGAUCCACAUCAGCCUGCCUUGAUCGGCUGGAGCCUCGACCAUAACUCCUGUGGAUGGAUUUACGCCUCCGCCACCUCGCACACCUCUGGAUUUAAUUCAUAGCACGGGGGACAUCUUAAAUCUGGUGCCAAUCAAUAGAAGCCAUCAAGAAGCAGAGAAGAGUCGGGGGAGGAGGGAAGAGCGUCACACCUCCUCCUCCUCCUCCAACAUCUUUCCGUGCGCCGAGUAGGAGCUGCAAAAGUGCAUUAACCCGAGAGGAAGAAGGGGUGAGGGGCACAGAGGUGGGGGGGUUAGACACAAACCGGAGCCCCCUCCAAAAGAGGCGCGCAUUCAUUCAUCUCUCCUUGACCGAGGACAGCAUGUCAAGCGCGGCUUUCCAGACACUCAGCUUUUUGUGACAUGACUUCUCAUUCUUACUGACCAUGUGCGCACUUACGAGUGAGUGGCGGUGCAGUGGGGGGGCGUGAGGAGGGAGGCGGUCCUCACCUGCGCCGACUUUGACGCACUUCGGGACGCCGCAGGGAGGCGACGGAAAGGCGGCCGCGGAUGGGCCCCAAGCCCCGCGAUUCCCCCGGGAUGGCGUGCGGCGCCUGUUACUACCUGGUGAUCAGCUCCACGCACCUCAGCAACGGACACUUUCGGCGCGUCAAGGGGGUCUUCAGGGGGCCGUUGUGCACCACAGCAGCGUGUGAGUCACCGGAACGCGGCGAGCGAGCAUUGGGUUGCUCAGUGGAGGAUCUGAAGUCUCUUUUCUACUGCGAGCUGUGUGACAAGCAGUACCUGCGCCACCAGGAGUUUGACAACCACAUCAAUUCCUACGACCACGCGCACAAACAGAGGCUGAAGGAACUCAAGCAGAGGGAGUUUGCUCGCAAUGUGGCCUCUAAGUCCUGGAAGGAUCAACGCAAGCAGGAGAAAGCUCUCCGACGCCUCCACCAGCGAGCACAGCUGCAGCAGGAACGCCAGCGAUUUGAUGGAUGCAGCCGCAGAUGUGGGAGCACUCAGUUGCCGUCGGUGGGCCACAGUGGCCAAGGAAGGACGUUUGAGCUACGGAGUACUGUCAGGCUUGUCAGCCAGCAGCAAGACAAAGACACGGAACACAAAGCCCGCAGCCCUGUGGACAAAUUUGAAGCCUUAAAACACACACACAGGCCCCAAGCCAAACACGGCGGUACAUCUCCACUGAGCCGCCAGCGAGAAAAUCUAUGCCGGCCUCUCCCCCAAACACCACUGGUUACUCCGGUCGAGUCCCCGCUAAUCACUCAUCUCGAGUCCGAUCAAGGUCCUUUUGCAGUGAAUCAGCAAGUGGGCUGCCAGCUGCCUCUGGAGGAGCGAGGGAGAGCUGGAGGCAGGCGUGGGGUGUCCUUCUGUUUCUCACGCAGGGGGCCGCGGCUGGAGCCCUCUGCAUCGGUUUUCUCUGACCAGGAGGAGGAGGAGAGAGAGAGGCGGGAGCAAAUGAGAGAGUGGAUUAAGGGCAUUUUGGAAGACAUUGAAAGGGAAAUUGAAGGUGUUGGUCCAAGUAAUACGAGAGGAAAUUGCGCAGAGGACACUGAAAUAAAGGAGACGGUGAAAGAUAAUCAGAGCGGUGAGCUGAAGGAGGGAUCGGGAGCGGUGUCCGUUUUGCGUAAGGAUGGGUCCACCUGCGUCGGGUGGCCUGUCGGUUUGCUGAAGUUCACCAAGUGUGAGCCGUGUAUCUCUUAUAGCUGCAACCCAAACUGCACAAAGCAAGCGGUAGAACAACUCGAGCCGGCUAUUCUUACACCAGACGCUCGUUACUGUUUACAAAAAGGGAUGAGUCUGGCGCACGAGGCGAAAAAAGCUGAGGAGAAUGUCAAAGCGGAAGCACACCUGUUAGACGAGAACAAAAACCUUUCAUCGUCAGGGGGAGGAUCAGAAGGGUCGUCGCGCAUGCUAAGUAUAGAUCAUCAUGUGAGGGCGUCCUCCUUUCCGUUUGACCCCGCUCAUAGUGACAGCUCUGACAUCAACCUCGCAAUUCCUCCGGGAGACAGCUUAGCGAACAUUCAGGAGGGAGACCUUAACUGUAAAUUAGAAUCUGUCACCCAGUUUAGCGAAAACAGGACAUGCAUAAGCCCACACAGGCGUGAGAGCGAGAUGGCGUGCGAGGGUGCGGGCGAUACUCACCCACGAGGGGGCAUCUCGUGCAAAAAGAGUAAACACGGCGUAAAGAAGCCAAAGUUGGGAAAGAGAAAGAGGAGGGGGAAGGAAAGGGCCGCAAAUGGACGCCAAUCACGGAGGUGUAAAGUGAAGAGUGUUGUCUCUGCCGUCUACAAUGUUAGCCCCAGAGGAGGAGAGACUGGAGACAGUUGGGGAGACAAUAAAGGACACCGGGAGGCAAAAGUGCGGAGGAGCAGCUGUCUCCAAGGGAGAACGGAGGCCGAGCCAGUUUACGUCUCCGUCGGAAAGAGACGACCUCACAGGAACUCGACAUCUCAGUUCGUGCUUGGCGGAGAGCAGGGGGAACCGUGUCGUAGUUUCUCCCAGUUUUCCAGACGUACACCUGACACCGAAGGGGAGCAUAUUCCCGGGCGAUCUCGCUGCUCCUUAAACUCUUUCUCACCAAGAUGUAACACAAAGCUGUUUUGGGAAUCGGGUCACCAUAGCAACCCCAGGAGUUUCAUUGACUGCAGUUACCCUGACAACAGCUGUAGCGGCAGCCCGGCGAGAAAGAGAAAAGUCGUCCACGGGGAUAGAAGAUUCAUUCACAGUAACGGGAGUAGUUUAAGAUACUAUGGGGAGACAGACAGAGGGCGGCGCAUGGGUUGCAAAGACCGAGGUUUGUUCUCAGACCAAUGGGAGUGGCUUGGGGAGAACGAAAGGCUAGAUUCUGGAUGGAGAUGGAGAAACAAGACUUUGGGGUGGGAGUGGGGCAGUAGGGCCAGCCUAAGUCCAAGCAACAGGAGAGCAAGCAUGGAAGAUGUGGAUUGGGACAAGUGGACAUUGGGAAGCAACGACAGUUGGGAGGAAAGUGGGACACGCAGGUCGACCUCCAGGUCUAGAACUGGUCCUGACGGUAGGUGGAGCCCCAAUUGUGCGUGGGGAUCUGCAGGGACGGGACACUCUAGGUAUGUGCCAAGCCCUGAAUGGUGGACAAGUAGGCGGAUGUAUAGCCCGUCAAGAGAGUCUACCAGCAGAAGUCAGAGCCCACGUUCCUGCAGUCCUUGCAGCAGCAGGGUGUCUGAGCUCAGCUGGGAAUGGAGCAAGAGCAGCACCUGCUCAGGUAUGACAUACAGAAGGGCCCCAUCCGAGGUAAACUCGCAAAGUGACUUGACAUCUCUUUCACCUGACCUUACCUUCAAUGCUGGAGAAUCUUCACCGGACCCCAAUGAACAUCGUUGUCGGGUGAGCAAUACGUCUCAGCUUGAAAGGACCAAGUCACUGUCAGACUGUGACCAGGAACCUCCUGUUCCUACGACCACAGACAAAAGCAUCCCGUGCCAAAGUGAUCCCGUCCCACAGAAACCAAUGCGGACAUUACAGCUCCCCCUCAUUGGGAAGCUCCCUGCAAUCCAAAAAAAAGCAAGGAGGCGGAAAGAACAAUUGGAACGGAUUCAGAAAGAGUGUGGUGAUGAAGAAGCGAGUCAGAAAUUGGACGGUGAACAUCCUUUGGCUUUGGUUCAAUCCAACCAAAGCAGUAUGCCAAAUCUGUGUGCAGCGGAGAUUAGGUCUGAUGACAACAAGACACCUCAGCCAAUCAGCUUUAGCGCAGAGGAGAUGGACAAGUAUCGACUCCUCCAGGAACAGGCCAGAGAGCACAUGCAGAAAGUUCUGGAACAAGGUGAAGAGAGCACAGAUGUUCCCAUGGAGACAACCCUCACUUGCACGGCACAGACAAACGAGUGUGGGACUCAAGGGGAGGCGUACACGCCUGCGGCCUCACUCAAGCCUCCACAGAAUCCUCACACAGUGCAAACGGGUCACAACCUUCAAGAAAGACUCCGACACAUGAACCCACAAGAGGAUUUUCAACGGCUUUUGGCUGUCCCCAACCUUCCUCCCCUUACACUCACCCCCCCUUUGGCCAACCUCCAUCAUUUAAUUUUACAGCACCCGGCCUUCUCCGCAGUCCGUUCCCCGGCUUCAGGCCCCUCUCCCGACGUCCACCCAGCUCAGCUCGCCCACCUACCUCAUUACCUUCACCCCUCUCCCGUCCCUCUCUCAUCCCUCUUUCCCUCCAUCCUCCUCGCUCACCCUUUCCUCCCUCUUCCACCACCUCCCCCAGUGUCCGCCUUCCAGGCAAACCCUCUGGCGCCACUUUCCACGCUGGCUCUGCAGCCUCCAAACAACCUACGACCUUUCUUGGACACGGUAUGGCCAGUGAGGUUCCAACAGAAGGCCUUGUAACCGUGUUUAUUAAAUAUCCAUGGCGAGAAAGAGAGAGAGCACAUUUCUGUUGUACCUGAUAUGGAAUCCAUUGGAGUUCUUACAGUGAGCCACCAUUUUUCGAUUGAAAAUACGUUUCUCCAUUAAUCCCCUGCCGCGUGGCAGCCGACAGUGAGACAAGCGACUUUGAUCAUUUGUGCUUUCUCGAUCAUUCAAGCUUAUGAUAAAGAGAAAGGUGCACCUGCUAUUCAAAGACAAGCUGGGCUUGUGUUAGCAUUGCUACGCUACCUUUGAAGUGGAGCCCCUGCAUGCUCCCUGACAAAGGAAAUAACAUUGCUUGGUUUGAACCACAAGCGUUAAAAAGUACACCUUUGAACAAUCGGAAAUGAAAAUGUAGCACAAGCUUGGUUCACAUUGGAAUUUCUAAAUUCAUGUGGAUAUUUGACAGAGGUGCUUGAAUAUGCUUCUGUUUAUUUUAGAAAAUGAAUGAAGGUAUUUCAAAUGUAAUCCUUUACAAAGUUUGAUAUAGAACUUCAAUUUCAAGACAUUAAUUGAUUCAAUUCUUGUAAGAGCAUGUUGCACUAUAGCGGUAGUGUCUAUGAACUGGAUUUCAGUAGGUGUCACCAGUUUGUAUUUUGUAAAUAUUUCCAACAGAGCUUGAGGUCGAUUCAAGAUAAAAUACUGUCUGGCUUUGUUGCCAAUGUCACAUUUCCCCUACACACAUAUGUAUUUAUGAAAGUUGUUACGGCAGCGGUUUGAUCGGUGCUCAAAUAAAGCGCAUCUUGAAAAAA